Molecule: messenger RNA, 1732 nt
Organism: Exophiala viscosa
Lineage: Eukaryota; Fungi; Ascomycota; Eurotiomycetes; Chaetothyriales; Herpotrichiellaceae
Product: tryptophanyl-tRNA synthetase
Exons: 1
Coding region: 104-1579 (491 amino acids)
Biological process (GO): mitochondrial tryptophanyl-tRNA aminoacylation
Cellular component (GO): mitochondrion; mitochondrial matrix
Molecular function (GO): tryptophan-tRNA ligase activity; ATP binding
Source: RefSeq, a predicted model, not a curated record
AGCAUCUUCAUGAUCUCUUGUAUUCGCCUGCGGUACUGCUGACGUCCCUGUGUUUGAUCCAUGCGUGCCUCUUGCACGCGUUCGCUCAUUUUGGACCUCUUCGAUGCUCUCAGGCAUCCGUCGCGGAGCGUUGAGAUCGUCAAUGCUAGGGACGAGUCAAUGUCGAUAUUAUAGCGAUAAAUCUUUACGCCCAGAUCAACGACCGGUAGAGGGCACCAGUGGGAAGGAUAUUCAGCAAGCCGAACGGACCAAUGCUGAGCCAUUCCACCCGUUCCACGAGAGGACGCGGGUCUUCUCCGGAAUUCAGCCCACAGGAGUACCACACCUGGGUAAUUAUCUCGGUGCCCUCCGGCAAUGGAAAUUACUGCACGACAACUCGGCUCAUCCUAGCUUGAAAGGCAAGCAGAGGCCCGAACAAUACUUCUCUGUAGUGGACCUGCAUGCUCUGACGGCUGAAGCAUCUGGGCCUGACCGAUUUCGCCUUAGAAAGGAGUCCUAUGCUGCGUUGCUGGCAAUUGGACUGAAGAACACCCGAGAGACCACUCUAUUCUUCCAAUCCGACGUAAGCUAUCAUACCGAAUUGAUGUGGAUAUUGAGCACCAUUGCAUCUACUGGCUAUCUGUCACGCAUGACUCAAUGGAAGAGCAAGCUCAAUCUUCCUGACAAUGCCAAUCUUGACAGUGAGGAAGCUACAGCAAAGCUCAAACUUGGUCUUUUCUCGUAUCCAGUGCUCCAAGCCGCUGAUAUUUUAUUGUACCAAGCAUCUUUGGUACCCGUUGGGGAGGAUCAAUUACAACAUAUCGAGUUCGCCCGGACACUAGCCAGAGGGUUCAACAGUCAUGUCAGGAAUAGUCCGGACCGUGGGGAUGUUUUCAGGGUACCCUCGGCGACGCUGUCUCCCGCGAAGCGGGUUAUGUCACUAAAGCGCCCGACACAGAAAAUGUCAAAAUCGGACCCGGAUCCGAAGUCCAGGAUCCUUAUAACUGAUUCGUAUGAAGAGAUUCAUGCCAAGAUAAGAGCCGCCGUCACAGACUCAGAACCUGGUAUCUCCUAUGACCCGGAGAGACGUCCGGGUGUUUCCAACUUGAUCGAAAUCUUGCGACAUGUCACGACAAUUUCGGAAACACCAGACGCCAUCGCCAAAGACCUGCAGCAUAUGACCAUGCGUGGUCUCAAGGAGAUGGUGGCCGAUAACAUUGCUGAAUGUUUGAGCGGCAUCCGGGAAAAAUUCCUGCAGCUGAUGGACCCCGGAAACAAGACUCUAUAUGAGGAGGUCUCCAUAGGCGCCGGAAAGGCUGAGCGAAAAGCCAAAUCCACGAUGCAAGAGGUACGGGAGUCGCUGGGCCUAAACACACUCACGAGACGACUCGACACACCAACUAUUGACGAGAUGGAAGAUGCCGACGCCGAGUCCAAUACCACUGAUUUUGACGUCGAUCCGAUAGAUCCAGAGUCCAAUGCGGACGACGCUCAGAGGCGAGAGCAAGCUAUUCUAGAAGCUCUGCAGGGAAUCAGCCAGACAUACGCAGGCUCUUACCGAAUCUCAUCUGACAGAAAAGGCUCUUCACAGAAAUUUUAGGAAGAUUGUCUUGUACACACCAUGUCUAGCUCACGAGGCUGAAUUGUACCUAUAGUAUUGGGAUUUUCUCCCCGGUUAUAAGCGACGUCAUCCGCCCGAGAAGCCGGAAUAUUUUUGUACCAUAGUAAAUAUUAUACCCAAACUCUCCAUUGC